Amoebophrya sp. A25 is the source of this 1637-nucleotide messenger RNA. NCBI's taxonomy places the organism in Eukaryota, Dinophyceae, Syndiniales, Amoebophryaceae. The record is from the annotation of a GenBank genome assembly.
AAAGCGACAAUGCAAACGCCUCUGUACUGACUCGAGAAUCAAGGUAGGCUAGCAGAUGAACAGUGAAAGCUAGCAGAUAGCCAACUACUGUAAGCAGAUGAAUAAUAAAGGCUAGACUCGCAAUAAAGGCUUUCAAAUCGCAUCAUGUGCAACUUCGUAAACCUUGACUUGAUAGAUGAGAUAUUGUUCUUGACGCAAAUGUAGAAACUAAGUACUUAAGUACUAAAGGGGUACCUACUAGUAGUUUCAGCCAUAGCUAGAAUCAACUUGUUCAACAAAAGAACUACACUAUAACUACUCAUUUUUUCUUCAAAUACACCACUGUACUGGCAGUAUAACAAAAAAUGGCACUCGAUCAGACUGCGAGCAGUGUGGGCGGCGACGGGAAGAAAUCCGCUUGGCCCCCGCUGGAGUCAAACCCUGAAGCUUUCACUGCUCUUGCGCGACAAUUGGGUUUGCAACCUGGUUAUGAAUUCGUCGACGUCUUCGGCUUGGACCCUGACUUGCUCAUGAUGGUGCCACAACCCUGUUUGGCUGUAGUCGUGCUGUUUCCGACACAGUGUCAAGUUCUAGAGGAUUUUCGGAAGAAGCAGAAAGAGACGAUAGGAGUAGCAGGACGAGAAACUGAGCAGAAAAAAUCUUCUGAGGAUUACGUCUAUGUCCAUCAAUACGUCGGCAACGCAUGCGGGACAUUCGCUUUGUGCCAUGCUUUGUGGAAUAACCAAGAAGCGUUGGAUGCUGCUAGUCCAUUGCUGAGGUUUUUGGCAGAUGCUAUGAGCGAGAUCACUAAAGAACAGGACAACAAUAGUACAGGUCCAGCUGAAAAGCCACUCGCUGCUCUUCUCGGAGAAGCUUUCAUGAACUUUAAUGACGUUCGGGAAAAACAUGCUGCUAUAGCUAGUGACGCGCGGCUGAAUCAGACGGCUGAGUUGGCAGCUACGGCCAAAGUAGAGGAACAUUUCACUGCUUUUGUUAAGGCCUCACUUAAUCCAUCUUUUAGCCCAUCUGGGAGCUGUCUUCAAGUUGUCGAAGGAUGGACACAGAUGGCGCAAAAGACGGAUCGUCGUGAGUUCUAAUUUUGUUCGCAAAAGUCAAGGAGGCUCGUCUAGCAGGAUAGUGGAGUUAGAUGGAAGACUUCGUGUGGCACUGGAACAUGAAGAUGGGAAGCCAGAGGCCGAUCUGCUACACUCAGUGGCUCCUUUGAUUCAAAAAAACUUCUUUGAUGUAAGGCUACCCCUAAUCCAUCUCUAUAGGAAUCCCUCAACAAUAUGCAGCCCCAUACAAGGGGAAUACUGUGCCAUAUUGUUGAGGGAUUGCCACAGGGAUGAAUUAGCGAGAGCUCUAAUUGAUGUUGCGGCGGGGAGUGAAAACAACUUCGCGGUGCUGGCAUUGGUUAAGACAUGAAGAGCAAUGCAUAGACGGAGCUCUGAUGAUUUUUCAAGCGUUUUUAAUGUUGCGCGAUCGCGUUCGUCUUCGCGAUGUUCUUGCGACAUGUGUAAGAUUUAUAGAUACAUGUUACAACGGCAACACAAGGAAUGAAAACUACGAUUCCUCUGAGACGCUACCUUUCCCCUGAAGAUUCCCCUCCCCGUAAAAAUUUGACGACAAGACGUAAUGAACGCACGCAGAUCCGACAC